CCCCGGAUGUCUAUCUCCGGACUUCCCCUUAGCAACCGAGUGGCGGCACUUGGUUCCCCAGCAACAGAGAGGAGACGUGUUUGCUGCCGAGAAUCAGCCCUGUUACUAGUGCUUGAGAGGUGAGCCGCGGGAGUUGAGGCUCCAAGAGGACUUGCAGAGGCGGAGCACCUGAUUCUUUCCUUUGACCCUUUUCUCUGAGGAUUCCAGCCCGGCACUUCUCAUAUGUAAAGCUUCACCAACAAUGCUAUCAUCAGGGAAGAUGAACCGGAUCUAUGACUCGGUGGAGCCAAGAGUGAUGGACGACGACAUACUCAAGCUGGCUGUGGGGGAGCAGGGUCCCCAGGAGGAGGCUGGGCAGCUGGCCAAGCAGGAAGACAUCCUCUUCAAAGAUGUCCUGUCUCUGCAGCUGGACUUCCAGAACAUCCUCCGCAUAGACAACCUCUGGCAGUUUGAGAACCUGCAGAAGCUGCAGCUGGACAACAACAUCAUUGAGAGGAUAGAAGGCCUGGAGAACCUCACACAGCUGGUCUGGCUGGAUCUGUCCUUCAACAACAUCAAGGUUAUCGAGGGACUGGAUACCCUGGUCAACCUGGAGGACCUGAGUUUGUUCAACAAUAGGAUCUCCAAGAUUGACUCUCUAGAUGCACUGGUCAAGCUACAAGUCCUGUCACUGGGCAACAACCAGAUUGACAACAUGUUGAAUAUCAUCUACCUUCGGCAGUUCAAGUGCCUGCGGACACUCAGCCUCUCAGGGAACCCCAUUACUCAGACAGAGGCUUACAAGAUGUUCAUCUACGCCCACCUUCCUGACCUUGUGUACCUGGACUUCAGACGCAUCGAUGACCACAUGAAAGAGCUGGCAGAAAUGAAGUACCAGUACAGCAUUGAUGAGCUGAAGCACCAGGAGCACCUGAGGCAGGCCCAGCUGGAGGAGGAACAGGCCUGGCGGGUGAAACUGGAGGAAUACAAGAUGGCGUUUGUCGAACACCUGAACGGUUCCUUCCUAUUUGACAGCAUGUACGCUGAAGACGUGGAGGGCAGCAAGCUGUCCUGUCUCCCCAUUGUGAGCAAGCUCCUCGAAGUCUACAAGGACAAAUUUGUCAUCAUCUGCCUGAAUAUUUUUGAUUAUGGCCUGAAACAGCAGGAGAAACGGAAACUGGAGCUGAAUACCUUCAAUGAGUGUGUCCAGGAGGCCAUCCAGGAAAACCAGGAACAGGGCAAACUCAGGAUCGCCAGAUUUGAGGAGAUGCACCUGCUGAAUCUAAGUGCCAUUCGAGAAGAGUCUGAACUGCUCAUCAUCGAGAAAAAGAUAGUGGAGUGCAGUGAGGACAUCUCAGCGCUCUUCAACGUGCUCAUGACACUGGAGAUGCAGCUGGUAGAACAGCUAGAGGAGGCCAUAAACAUGUUUGAAAGGAACAUCACUGACAUGGUGGACAUGUUUAUCGAAAACGUCCAGAGCCUGAUGGCUCAGUGUCGAGACCUGGAGAACCACCACCAUGAGAAACUCUUAGAGAUCUCUAUCAGCACCCUUGAGAAAAUCAUCAAAGGCGAGCUGGAUGAGGAGCUGCCUGACGACGUGCGCGCACUUUUUGCUGACAAAGACACAAUUGUAAAUGCUGUUGGGGCAUCACAUGACAUCCACCUCCUGAAGAUUGACAAUAGGGAAGAUGAGCUGGUGACCAGGAUCAAUUCUUGGUGUACACAUUUAGUAGACAAGAUUCACAAGGAUGAGGUCAUGAGGAAUCGCAAGCGAGUGAAAGAGAUCAGUCAAUACAUCGACCACAUGCAGAGUGAGCUGGACAACCUGGAAUGCGGUGAUAUGGAUUAGGUGCAUAUCAGCCAGAAGGUUCCUUUCCAAAUGCAGCAUGAGCUCCUACCACAGUGAGGAUGUGGGGGCAUGCACUGGCUGCCUCAGGAGAGAAUUAUGGGCAGUUCUUCAACCCAUGUCUCCCCAAAUACCUUUCUUCCUCUACCUACCCUGGAGAAAGUUCCAAAUGUAGAGUAAAAAAAGAAAAAAAUGAGAAUGUACAUUCAUGGAUCAACAGGAGAAAAGAUGAAGAAUAGCAGGUCCCUGGCCAGUCUACAAGAGUGGCUCCCUAGGGCCUGGCAGUCAGCUAGAGGUAUCUAUGGCUGAAUACCAGAUAUGGGCAGGGCUAUUCCCUCAGCCAUGCUAAGAGCAGGCUGCAGACAUGAGCUCAGCCCUUCCUGCUUCUGGGUGGUGAGGACCUGGAAGCAGACAAGGUCAUAGCUGCCACCACCACCACGCUAGAGCCUGGGCUAUCCCUCCAAGGCAAAGAUUGUGGCCCCCUUUGACUUAGAGCUUGGCUUCAGGUACUUGAGUCUGCUCCAGAAUUUAAGGGUGCAGAGUGGGCAUCCAAACUGUGACAGUAACUCCUCAGAGUACCAUUGAGGGGUUCAGGAAGACAGGGCAUAGGAAGUGUGGGAAAGGUAACUGGUAUGGGGUCAGUGCCCCAUGAGUGAGGUGAUGCCAUCUUGUUACUCAGGUGUGGGAGGGCAUGGGUCAAAAAGCCUUUGCCUGCUGGGUAUUUUGGUACACACUGUAAUCCCAGCACUCCGGGAAACUGAGACAGGAGGCCCGUAAGUUUGAGCCCAACCUGGGCUACUUAGUGAGACUCUGUCUCAAAUUUAAAAAGGGCUGCAGCUAGAGCUCAGUGUAAAGGCCCUGGGUUCAAUCCCUAGAAUCGCCAAAAAACCACUCUCCCUACUUCCCUUCCACUGAGCCUGGCUCCAGGAAGCAGCACUUAAUUGCCAGGAUGGUAGCAGUAGCCAUGCUGGAAGGAGUCUCAGGACUCCCAUGUAGAAGAUGAGUAGAAACAUGCAUGUAUUAGCUUUCCAUCACUAUAACAAACGUUUGACAUGUCAACUUAUAGAGAAAAUUUACUUUGGCUCACAGUUUCAAAGGGUUCAGUCUGUGACCAAGUAUGGCCGUGUUGACAUGGGAACUGUGGUGAGGUACACAUCGUGAUGAGAAUAUAUGAUGAAGCAAAACAGCUCACCUCAUGGCCAGAAAGCAAAAGAGAAAAAAAAGAAAGGGCUAUAGUCCCUUAAUGCCCUUUGAGGUUACAUCCCCAAUCACCUAAAAACCUCCCACAUGCUCCUACUUCUUAAAGGUUCCACCACCUCCCAACAGCACCACUCUGGGGAACAAACAUUUGGAUUUCAGAUCCAAAUUAUAGCAGUACAUUUUAGGUGACCUUG
This is a messenger RNA of Heterocephalus glaber (naked mole-rat), 3219 nucleotides long. The record is from RefSeq and is a predicted model, not a curated record. NCBI's taxonomy places the organism in Eukaryota, Metazoa, Chordata, Mammalia, Rodentia, Bathyergidae.